AUGGCGCUGGUGGAGGUGUCUGCUUGCAUUCCUGUACUUAGGCUGGCAAGAACCCGUAAGAAGGUUUUGUUUUAUUGUCACUUUCCUGAUCAGCUUCUGACCAAGAGAGAAUCUCUCCUAAAGCGCAUCUACAGAUUACCGCUUGACUGGCUGGAAGAGUACACGACUGGCAUGGCAGACUGCAUCGUUGUGAACAGCAGGUUCACUGCCAGUGUCUUCAAGGACACGUUUAAGUCCUUACAUCACAUAAAGCCAGAUGUCCUCUACCCGUCGCUCAACAUCAGUAGCUUUGAAACAGUAGUUCCUGCGGACAUAGCUGACCUGAUACCAAAAAAGAAAAAGUUCUUGUUUCUUUCCAUUAAUAGGUAUGAAAGAAAAAAGAAUUUAGCAUUGGCUCUUGAAGCUUUGCAUGACCUUCGAGGAAGACUUGAUUCUCAUGAGUGGAAUGAAGUUCACCUGGUUAUGGCAGGUGGUUAUGAUAAACGAGUUCUGGAAAACGUGGAGCACUACGAAGAGCUGAAGAGACUUGCAGACAAGCUUAGUGUUAAUGACCAUGUCACUUUUCUGAGAUCUUUCUCAGAUGAACAGAAAAUCUCUCUUUUUAGUAACUCUGUAUGUGUGCUUUAUACACCAAGCAAUGAGCAUUUUGGCAUUGUUCCUCUGGAGGCAAUGUACAUGAGAUGUCCAGUUAUAGCGGUUAAUUCAGGUGGUCCUUUAGAAUCAAUUGUGCAUAACGUUACAGGAUUUUUGUGUGAUCCUCUGCCAACACAAUUCUCUGAGGCUAUGGAAAAAAUUGUGAGAGAUCCUCUCUUAAAGGACACAAUGGGAGCAGCUGGGAGAGCCAGAGUUACAGAAAAAUUUUCCUCAGAAGCAUUCACGGAACAGCUGUACCAAUACAUAUGCAGAUUAACACAAUAAAAUUAUAUUCUCAUAUU
This is a messenger RNA of Eurypyga helias (sunbittern), 935 nucleotides long. RefSeq names its product ALG2, alpha-1,3/1,6-mannosyltransferase (gene ALG2). The coding region runs from base 1 to 918 and encodes 305 amino acids. The transcript has 2 exons. The record is from RefSeq and is a predicted model, not a curated record. Gene Ontology annotation, molecular function: GDP-Man:Man(1)GlcNAc(2)-PP-Dol alpha-1,3-mannosyltransferase activity; alpha-1,3-mannosyltransferase activity. NCBI's taxonomy places the organism in Eukaryota, Metazoa, Chordata, Aves, Eurypygiformes, Eurypygidae.